AUGAACGAAAAUGAAACGAAAAAAAGAAUUCGUAAUUGUGUUUUUAACGAUGAAUGGUUAAAAGAUCAAAUAUUUUCUGAUUGGAUCGCUAAACACAAUAACCCUAAUAAAGCACGAUGUAUAUUAUGUCAGACAGUUUUUAGUGUUAAGUAUGAUGGCGUUAAAGCUGUAAAAACACAUCAAGAAUCAAAAAAACAUGAAGAAUCCGUCAAUUCUAUAAAUAAAUCGUCCACUAUAAAAAAGUUUUAUAGAGAAUACCUCGAAAAAUGGUUUGAUUAUGAAAACUCUCCAUUCAAAAUGUUUUCGUGUUUGAAAUUAAGUGAAUUACCUAAAUUAACAGAUUUACUCGAUCUGGCCAAAUUAAUUAAGGUUCAUGUCAAUGGAGAUGAACUGUAUGAAGAGCUUAAUUUGAUAAAGUUAUUACCAAAUGAUAUCCUAAAUAACACAGAAUUCACUAGUUCGGAAAAAUGGGUAAAAUUUUUCCAAUCAUCUACUGCACAAUUAAAAAAUAUUAAACAAAUUGUACAGUAUGUAUUCUCGGUGCCGUGUAGCAAUGCAUUUGUUGAACGCGUUUUUAGCCACAUGAAUAGUUUGUGGACAGAUGAGCGCAAUCGAUUAGGAAUUGAUACAGUUAAAGCCGAACUAGUCAUAAGAAAUAACAUAACAUACAAUUGUUCAGAGUUUUUUGAUCAAAUACAAAAUGAAAAACAUUUAUUAAACGCCGUGAAAAAUGCCGCUAAAUAUAAAUUUAAAAGUUUACAAUAG
Molecule: messenger RNA, 765 nt
Organism: Macrosiphum euphorbiae (potato aphid)
Lineage: Eukaryota; Metazoa; Arthropoda; Insecta; Hemiptera; Aphididae
Source: the annotation of a GenBank genome assembly